Hemicordylus capensis (graceful crag lizard) is the source of this 2206-nucleotide messenger RNA. RefSeq names its product R3H domain containing like (gene R3HDML). The transcript is spliced from 6 exons. Lineage: Eukaryota; Metazoa; Chordata; Lepidosauria; Squamata; Cordylidae. The coding region runs from base 378 to 1139 and encodes 253 amino acids. The record is from RefSeq and is a predicted model, not a curated record.
CCCUACUUUGUGGCUCACAACAAGCAGAGAAGCUCACUAGAGACAGCGCCAUGAGCACACAGGGAAAAUACCAUAAAUGGCCCGCUGAGGACUUUCCAGAAGUUAGGACAUUCCCCAAGGGAAGAGUCCAGAUGCAGAUUUUGCUUGAGAUGUUAAACCUCUCUGCCACAUCUGGCUGGGCAGGUUGUUUGCAAAGGUCAAGUUCUGCAUUUACUGAAGCAGCAGCAGUAGCAACUAAGAUUUCUCAGCUGUUCUUGGCUUAGCUUGCAAGAUACCCAAGCCAGAAGGAAAAAGAUUUGUCUUCUUGAUUGCUUAAAAAAAAAAAAAAACCAAACUGCCAGUUAUUUAGGCUAAAAAGUCUAUAAUUUUUUUAAAAAAUGACUCUCUUGCACAUGCACAUAUAUUUUACUGGCUUGGUCUUCUGGAUGAUACAGAAAUCCAGCUCCUUUGUGCCACCCAAUACUACUGAAGUCCUUUACCCAUCCAACGGCCCUGAGAGAGGCCUCACGUCUAGUCUUGGAGUAUCAAGGACUCGCAGGAAGCGCUAUAUUUCUCCCAGGGAUGUGAGUGCGCUUUUGGAUUACCACAACCAAGUGCGGGCACAAGUGUCUCCACCAGCUGCCAACAUGGAGUAUAUGAUGUGGGAUGAGAGGCUAGCCAGAUCUGCAGAAGCCUGGGCAAAACAGUGCAUAUGGGAACAUGGGCCUCCACACCUGAUGAAAUUCAUGGGUCAAAAUCUUGCCAUUCACUCAGGCAGGUACCAUUCAGUUGUGGACCUUAUGAAAUCUUGGUACUACGAGAAGCAGCAUUACUCCUUCCCUUAUCCCCACGAAUGCAAGCCCAGCUGCCCUUCCAAAUGCAGUGGUUCUGUCUGCAGCCAUUAUACCCAGAUGGUUUGGGCUUCUUCCAACAGAAUUGGCUGUGCCGUCCAUACAUGCACCAACAUGAACGUGUGGGGCAGCACAUGGCGACGAGCAGUCUACUUAGUGUGCAACUAUGCCAUCAAAGGAAAUUGGAUAGGAGAAGCACCAUACAAGAUGGGGAGACCCUGCUCUGCCUGCCCACCCAGCUAUGGAAGUACCUGCAGCAAUAACAUGUGUUACUCCGGACUCAAAUCCAAUAAAGUGAGCUGGUUCUGAACAUGACACAUGUAUUUCGCGCUCUGCAACAGCUGGAGCAUCUGUGCAUAGGACUGCUGCUGGAAAUGGGAGAAGUGUGGCAUAUGGGAAAAGAGAUGUAUUAUUUAUACUUGUGACAUCCUAGCCUGCUUUCUCUUGCCCUCUCAUUUGACCCCUGUGCCACAUAUUGAUAAAGCUUCAAGUACCUUUCCCCUAUGGCAGAGGUUCUCAAACUUGGACCCCCUACUAGCCCGUCUGUUUAACUGCAUGAGCUGCAAGCAGCUCACACUGACACAUGAUCCCGGGAGCCGGGUUAAGGGUACAUUUGCCUCCUUAACUUUGGCUAAGAGCCGGACUUCGGCUCUGUGUUUAGCGCUGCAGCACCACUGGGAUCUGCACAGAUCCUGGCUGUUCUCAUGGGUAGCCAAGCCCAGGUUUAAGCAGAAUUGUCUCAUGAAAACAGCCUCUAUGUCAAUGGGCUGGUUUGGAUGAUACUUUGAACUAGCCCCUUAAACACACGGGGCAGAAGCAUGCACAUAUUGGUGCACAUGUCUCCCCCUCCACCUGGUUUGCCAUUGCCUAGUCAUACUGUGAUGGUUCUUCCGAACCGUCCCUGAAUGUGUGGUUUUAAUAUUACUUUUGAACCACCCUAUGCGAUUAAGACAACGGUGCAUUAGCAUGAUGAUGCACCAGCUGGGUGGGGGGAGCUGUCCAUGCCCGGAUUUCUCCCCCACACAUUUAAAGGACCAGUUCAAAGUAUUUCCAAACCAGCCUAGCAGUUCCUCGGGGAGGGGGGAAUCCACACAUUUUUAACGCAGAAGAGGUUUGUUUUGGACCCAAAUACACCAUUAAAGGAAAAAGGAAGGGCUGUGCCAUUGAGUCGAUGUCAGCUCCUGGCAACCACCGAGCCCUGUGGUUUUCUUGGUAAAAUACAGGAGGGGUUGACCAUUGCCUUCUCACGUGCAGGACUUAUCCUUUCACAUUUGAUUGAGUACCUUGAGGUUGUUCUCUUAACUGUCGAGUUUAAGUUUGAUUAUCUGAAUUAUUAAUAAUAACCAAAUCUCCUUCAGCUUUAAUUGAUUGUUGAA